This is a messenger RNA of Cynocephalus volans (Philippine flying lemur), 987 nucleotides long. Its product is annotated as olfactory receptor 1M1. The record is from RefSeq and is a predicted model, not a curated record. Gene Ontology annotation, biological process: G protein-coupled receptor signaling pathway. Gene Ontology annotation, molecular function: G protein-coupled receptor activity; olfactory receptor activity. Lineage: Eukaryota; Metazoa; Chordata; Mammalia; Dermoptera; Cynocephalidae. Bases 19 to 987 code for a protein of 322 amino acids. The transcript has 2 exons. Gene Ontology annotation, cellular component: plasma membrane.
CAAUUUUUUUCACUGUACAUGUUUAUGGGGUACAGAAUCACACCCAUGGAGCCAAGCAACCAAACCAGCGCAUCCGAAUUCAUCCUCCUGGGACUUUCGGAAAAACCAGAGCAGGAGACUUUCCUCUUUUCUCUGUUUCUCUGCAUGUACCUGGUCACGGUCGUGGGGAACCUGCUCAUCAUCCUGGCCAUCAGCUCAGACUCCCACCUGCACACCCCCAUGUACUUCUUCCUGGCCAACCUGUCCUUGGUUGAUUUCUGCCUGGCCACCAACACCGUCCCCAAGAUGCUGGUGAACAUCCAAACCGGGAGCAAGUCCAUCUCUUAUCCUUGCUGCCUGACCCAGAUGUACUUUUUUCAUUUCUUUGGCAUCAUGGACAGUGUCUUAAUAGCCGUGAUGGCGUAUGACCGGUUUGUGGCCAUUUGCCACCCCUUACACUAUGCCACCAUCGUGAGUCUGCACGUCUGUGGCCUGCUGGUUGGUGGCCCGAUGGUGUUUUCCUGUUUCGUCUCACUCAUCCACACCCUCCUUAUGGCCCGCCUGGUUUUCUGCAGCAACAAUGAGCUUCCGCACUACUUCUGUGACCUCACUCCCCUUCUCCGACUUUCUUGCACCGACACAUCCGUGAACCAGAUCUUUGUGCUCAUCGUGGCCGGGAUGGUGAUCGCAGCGCCCUUCAUCUGCAUCCUUGCCUCCUACGCUCGCAUCAUUGCAGCCAUCGUGAAGGUGCCCUCUGCAGGUGGCAGGAAGAAAGCCUUUUCCACCUGCAGCUCUCACCUCUCCGUGGUUGCCCUCUUCUAUGGGACCACCAUUGGGGUCUAUCUGUGCCCCUCUUCGGUCCGCACUGCUGUGAAGGAGAAAGCUUCUGCCGUCAUGUACACAGCAGUCACCCCCAUGCUGAACCCCUUCAUCUACAGCCUGAGAAACAGAGACCUGAAUGGGGCCCUGAGGAAGCUCGUCAACAAAAAGAUCGUCUCAUCUUCCUGA